AUGUUGCAGAAGAAUGGAAACCUGUUCCCAACACAGAGCCGCCUUCGUGGCAAGGUACGUGUACGUGCACUCAUGUCAGACGCGCAGGACCAAGACUUGCAGAGGGCGUUCGCCGCAUCUAUGGAAGAGCAGGCUCGACCUCAGAGCGUCGGCGAGGACGACGCAGAUAUGAUGCACAACAGGACCAUCGACAUGGAGCAGUAUUGGGCAGGGGGCAGUCCGCGGCACCAGCGACGCAGCGAGGACCGCACAUGGAGCGACGUCCCUGUACGCGUGCGACCCUACCUAGACAGCGAUAUUGAUGCUAUUGUGCCCUCUGAGAUUGUUCUACAGGCUUCUCGCAAUGAGGCGCUUCAUGUUCAGUUGGAAUCAUACGCCGAGGCAGUUGUACAGGCAUGGAAAGAGGCGCGGGCCUGGGAGGCCGAGCGGAUCACACAGGCUACGCGCUCGGCCACCGAUGCAGCGCGUGCGCAAUUCAUCAACAGCAAGUCGACGGUGUUCCAGUCGUAUGCCGCGAAAGCCUACGAUACGCCUGUUCCUGACCUAGCAUGCCCCGAAGGCCAGCCAACGACUUCUAUCACAUUGACUCAUACGGCGCUGGAACGGAGUGUCCCCGCGUGUCUGUGGUGUAAACUCGCUGCGAGCGAGACCAUGGAUUCACUCCUUAUUACGCGGCCGGCCGACGUGCUGUUGCUGAACAUCCAGCAGCAGGGUGCUGAAGAUAUGUUCCACAUUGAUCCUGUACUAUGUUUGGACCCUUUCCUUUGGAGCAAACGCCAGGGACACAGGAUCGACGGCACAGACGAGUGUCGGCAGUUGCAGAAUUUGGUCUCGGAGCUCAAUGCGCUGGAGGCCCAGCGCAAGAGGUUAACCGAGCCCACUGGCUUCCUCAUCAGACCGCUGUUAGAGCAGGUCCUAGGGUAUUACGCCACGCAGGAUAAAGCGAAGCACAUCUGGAUGCAGCAAAUCCAGGAUUACGUGCAGCAACAGGUAGCAAGUCUUCAAAUGCAACAAGAGGCACUGCAAACUAACAUUCAAGAUCUCCGGCGGCACAUAGCAGCCCAGGUGGAGCGGGCAGCCCAAGAUACCAGCCUGCAAACUGUUCCUUACGAUCUCUGUGCGGCCAUCGCCACGAGCAGUACUAUCUACGCGCGCCGUGGUGCAAAACAUACGGGGAAUCGACCCGAGUUGACGGCGCUGCAGCAGGCCAUCGCCCGUGACAAUGAACGCGCUCGGUCGGAAGUGGCCCGUGCAGUUGGUUCUACUGUACAUUAG
This is a messenger RNA of Malassezia sympodialis ATCC 42132, 1275 nucleotides long. RefSeq lists its product as uncharacterized. The transcript has 4 exons. The record is from RefSeq and is a predicted model, not a curated record. The coding region runs from base 1 to 1275 and encodes 424 amino acids. NCBI's taxonomy places the organism in Eukaryota, Fungi, Basidiomycota, Malasseziomycetes, Malasseziales, Malasseziaceae.